Molecule: messenger RNA, 1362 nt
Organism: Aspergillus alliaceus
Lineage: Eukaryota; Fungi; Ascomycota; Eurotiomycetes; Eurotiales; Aspergillaceae
Product: FAD dependent oxidoreductase
Exons: 3
Coding region: 1-1362 (453 amino acids)
Molecular function (GO): flavin adenine dinucleotide binding; sarcosine oxidase activity
Source: RefSeq, a predicted model, not a curated record
AUGGCAAAUCAUAUGGACAAAGACUUCCCUAUUGUUAUUGUGGGUGCGGGCGUCUUCGGCCUCAGUAGUGCUAUUCACUUGGCAAAACGAGGAUUCCAGGAUGUCACCGUCUUCGAUCGACAGCCAUACCAUGAGACACACUACAAUUUUGAUAGAGGAUGUGAUGCUGCCUCCGCAGACUGCAACAAGAUCAUCCGUGCCGCCUACGGUGGCAUGUCCAGGAAGGACCCCAUAUACGUCAACAGCGGUAAUUAUCACUUCAGCGAUGAAACCAACGGUCUCAAUGAGUUCGAGAAAUUGUCGGUAGAUAACCUCACCAAAGCCGGAAAAGGCCACACGCAAUAUCUCCUGUAUUCUGAUCCUCGCGAAGCCAAACGAGCCAAAGCGGAUGGGGUGGGCCACGCCGUGGACCCGUUCAAGCUCUGCCAGAACGGCAAGUAUCAGGGGUAUCUUGAUAUGAUGGGUGGAUUUGUCUACGCGGACAAAGCAUGCAGAUACGCUCUCCAUCUAGCUCAACAGCUAGGCGUGAAAUGCAUCCUGGAUCGACAAGCCGGUCGUUUUGAGGGUUUCUUAGAAGAUCCAACCGGCAAAGUAACUGGCAUCAAAACCGCGAACGGCAACAGCCACCUCGCCGCUGUAACCAUCAUUGCCUGCGGAGGGUGGACCCCUAGUCUGCUCCCCGAGAUCGACGGACUAUGUGAGGCCACGGCCGGGUCGAUCGCCAUGAUCCAGAUUCCCGACGGGUCUCCGCUUCGUGAGCGGUUCGCGCCAGAGAACUUCCCCGUCUUCCAGUGGAAUGCGCACUGCGGCGAGAACGGCAAUUUGUAUGGGUUCCCACUGGAUGAGCAUGGCGUGAUGAAGAUUGGGUAUCGGGGGACGAAGUAUACGAACCCUCAGCUGGUUCAGUCGGGCAAGGUCCGCAGUCUCCCAAUUACCAAGUGGACGUCGCCUUCUAUUACGGGGUUGCCUGAAACCUCGUCCCUGGUGAUCCAGAGGUUUCUAGAUCGGUACCUCCCCGAGUUCAAGGCGACUGGCAUCGGAAUCUCACAGACGAGAUUGUGUUGGUAUACGGAUUCCUUUGAUAAUCAUUGGGUCAUCGAUGCCAUUCCCAGCAAGAAAGGGGUCAUCGUCGCGACGGGUGGGAGUGGCCACGCAUUCAAAUUUCUCCCCCUGCUUGGAGAGUUCGUCGCGGACAAGGUGAUGGGGAUUGAGUCGGACAUGCUGCACAGGUUCCGCUGGCGGAAACCGCAGCCUGGAGAGGAAACUCAAAACAAACUCAUGAAGGGCUUCGACGAUGUAAACGCACUACACAAGGUACAGAUGGUGGAUGACAUCACGCUCAGCCCUCAGUCAAAGCUCUAG